AUGCUCUCGUGGGAUGCAUUGAUAGGUGUCUGGACAGCCUCGUGGUGCGGACUGGUCUUGGUUCUAUCUCUUGCACAUAUAUUACGUGUUGGGAGACGGUUGGCUUGUGUAGUAGCUGGUCAAUCUCACUUAGAUCAGCAUAGACUAUUUCUUCUAAUGUUCUUUUUUUUUAAUUACGGUCUAAUACUCCUACUUUAG
Molecule: messenger RNA, 198 nt
Organism: Camelina sativa (false flax)
Lineage: Eukaryota; Viridiplantae; Streptophyta; Magnoliopsida; Brassicales; Brassicaceae
Source: RefSeq, a predicted model, not a curated record